AUAAUAAUACCUGCAUAUAAUAACUAAGUGAUGCAGCUAAAUAUACAACCUGUUCACUAAGUAUAUUGAUUUUAUCUAAGAAUAGGAACAGUUACAUAAUAUGACAAGCCAUUUGUAGUUCAAAUAAACUUGAGCCUGUAUCUAUUAAUAAAAACUCCAUUUAAUAAUAAUCAGAAUCAAGAACCACUUAAUAGAACCUUAAUAGCUAUUUGAAACUAGAUUACGUGGAAACAAAUGUUUUAUCAAAAGUAUCGAUGGCAUCUACCAAAAAAAACAUGCAUGACUAAGUCUCACAAAAUUGUAUCUAGUUUCUACGUAACAUCCAGUAACAUAUGCACAAGCUGAGACGUUCUGAACGUAAACACAAAGCGUAAACAUCGAAGUCUAAUGACUCACAAUGACGAAGUUUUCAUUAUCAUAUCACAACCACAAGCAUACGUUAGUUGCAAUCUGACACCGCGAGCUAAUUGUCGUUUUUAUACAACGCUGUAACGUAUUUUGUAUUUAAUUUCAAAUAACGUUAAGUUAUCAUAUUAAUUCACGCUUCAAGGCUGUUUUAAUGAGUACGCGAGCGGUUGACGGCUGACACGGUUGAACGGAGUGCGUAUUUUCCUCAUCGGCGAGAACAAAGGGACCUUAUUUGCGGAUUCGUUUAACAGUUUUAACACUCCGAUACGUCGAAAUAUACCAGCCUGUUGAUCUACACGUGAACUGUGCGUAUGUGAAAACGGGACGAUGCGAGAGGCCGCGGCGUGAAAAAAAUCGAAUGCAAAAAUGAUUAAAAGGAACGGUGAUAAUGUAUUUGCGAUCGCGUCGAGCAACAAUCAGUGUCAAGGCGGCCGGAGCGCCGUCUCGCUCUGUCCCGGCGCGGCCACGAGGAUCCCGCGCGCCACCGCCGCCACUGCCGCCAGGAUGACGCAGCCCGAUGCGCAGCAACACACCAAGGAGGCGAACAUCGCCCUGUCCACGUACGUGGAGAAGUGGAAGAACAGAUACGAGGACGCCGAGAGGAAGCACAAAGCGCACCUCCUCAAGUCCGAAAAAGCCAAGCGCGAGCACGAUGACCUACAAAGGCGGUACAACAUCGUCACAGAAGAGAGGAACCACCUCGAAGCUGAGCUCAACGACAGAGAGAAGGAGCUCAACAAGCUGCGAGCUGUCUCGGAGAAGCUGUUCAACGAAUACCAGCAGCUUAAGAACCAGCAUGACAUCGACUCGGGCGUUAUGCAAAAGGUUAUGCAGCAGGCGGGCGAGUGGUACAAGCAGAACAAACAGCUGAAGCGACGGAGUACCGCCCUGCUGCACGCCUUGCCUGCCACGGCCAUAGACAUCGACCUAACUGAUGCUAAUGAUGCAGCGUCAGACACAAGCAGCAACGAAGAAGUAGAGUUCCUGAAGCGUUGUGUGAGCGAGCUGAGCGAACAGAUCGCGACGCUUCAGACCGAAGCGAACGCAGCUAAGCUUCACGAGUUCGAAGCGCACGAGAUCAACGUGCAAUUGACACAGGACCUAGAGACAGAGCGGGAGAGAUGCAGCAAGCAAGAGAAAGAGCUACAAGACUUAAGGAAUCAGUUGGAGAGGCACAACAGGGUAUCAAAGUUGCUAAUGGAGGAGAUGAGUGCUUUAAAGAAUCACGCGGACAAGGAUAGACAGAUGGCGGAAACUUACAAAUCCGAAGCCCGAGAUGCGAAAAAGCGUGUAAAGGUGCUCGCACAUCAGAGCGCCUUGUUGAUGGGGGAGCUGGAAGUGGACGAGCGCUUGGGGCUCCUUCUGGGAGAAGUGGACAACCUGAGAGAUGCGUUAGAGCACCAGCUCAUCCGGCAUAAGGAGCAGAUCGAAGAAUUGCAGCUCAAACUAGCAGAGAAGCACGAAGAAACGGAUAUUCUCUUAUGGGAGGAGAAGAUAAAACUCGCGGAAGAAGACGCGCAGAAAGCUCUAGAACGAGCAGAGAAAGCGGAGAAGAAGCUCGCAGAAAUAGAGAGAAAUAGACCGCCGAAAAAAUCCAACCUAAUGUCCAGGAUUAGCUACUUUGAAAGUGGAGGGAAUGAGAAGAAAGAGACUGUUAAAGAAGAUUUGGUUAAGGAGGUUAUUAGAGAAGAGAAGAUAGCAGAACCGAAACCACAACCACCAGAAAUACAAACACCACCAGAAAACCCUCCCACCACACAAUCACCACCAAAACCUCCUACACCGCCUCCCGUUCCUCCCGCGUCUCCCACGAGCUCCCCCGCACCGCCACCUCCUCCCAUGUUACCCCCACCACCGCCUCCCCCUCCCCCGCCCCCUGCACCGAUGGUGUUCAAGCCACCAGGAACAGUGGAGGACAUGGCUGAUAUGCUAGCCAAUAAGGGAGCUGCAUUGAAGAAAACUAAACAAAAUGGCGGUGGUGCCAUAGACGCAAUAGUAGACCAAAUCAAAGGUGGAAAAUUCCAGCUCAAAUCCAGAGAACAGAACUUCAUGGAGAAGAAACCAAAAGACGAACAACCGGAGGCUGUGAAAGAAAUGUUACAAAUCCUUGGUACCUUGAGAAAGAGAAGAGUUAAUAGACCUAUUCCGACUGAACAAGAAUCUUGAAGACCUACUUACAGCUAUUGUGAAGAAAUUGCAGUCAAGUUACGAAUUUUGGACUUCCAAGAUUUAUAAAUCUUUAAGACUUACAACUAUUGUGAAGAAAUUCCAACCAUGUUUUACGGAUUCUGGUCGAAAUUCCAACU
Maniola jurtina (meadow brown) is the source of this 2714-nucleotide messenger RNA. Its product is annotated as shootin-1-like. The transcript has 9 exons. NCBI's taxonomy places the organism in Eukaryota, Metazoa, Arthropoda, Insecta, Lepidoptera, Nymphalidae. The record is from RefSeq and is a predicted model, not a curated record. Bases 775 to 2574 code for a protein of 599 amino acids.